This is a messenger RNA of Maylandia zebra (zebra mbuna), 3023 nucleotides long. RefSeq names its product tetratricopeptide repeat domain 27 (gene ttc27). NCBI's taxonomy places the organism in Eukaryota, Metazoa, Chordata, Actinopteri, Cichliformes, Cichlidae. Gene Ontology annotation, molecular function: protein binding. The record is from RefSeq and is a predicted model, not a curated record.
UGUGCGCGCCUUGAUUAAUUUUCCCACAAUGCAACGGGGAUCUGUCAUGGCUGCUCACUGAUUCCGCUUGCUCCACAUGGGCAGAAAUAAACAUUUUAUCACUGAUUGAGACGCUCUGAAUCGGCUCGUUAGCACAGCGCUUUAUAGCUGGCUUUUAUCUGGGACCGUCCUGACUGAAGGCAGCAGCUCCAGCUUGACUUUGGCAAGAACCAAAUCCGUUCAGUCAUGCCGCCGCUAGACGUGGAGAUCGCAGCACUCCGAGGGUUUUUAACUGCCGGUGAAACAGCGGAAUGGAAGCAGAACAUUUUCAGUAUUGCAGAGGCAGGCCCUCUGCUGGAGUCCCUUAUGGAAGGGGACUUUGAAGCAGUUCUGCUGAGCACGGGAGUGACAGAUCUGCUCAACGGACAUGGCGACUACCACGAAGGGGAGAACAUCGAGUCCUACCUGGAGAGACGUUUACUACUGUACCUGACCGAUGGCACCAAUGAUAACCAGACCAGCAGGGAGUUGGCAGUUUUGGCCUUGGCUGUCUCAUGUCUCCACAUGUUUGCCCAGAGUAACUGGACCGGUCCUCCGGUCUCCUUCGAUAUCUGUGAUCUGCUGACCCCAGCCCUGUUGUCAUCUCAGGAGCCUCAGAUGCUGGUUGAUGCCAUCCACUCCAGCCUGCUCCUGGAUGGGGAAUCGGUGUAUAGCCAGGUGGCCAACCCCUUUCUCCUACUGUUGGCCAGGGUAAUUGUCACCAAAUGCUUCCCCAAGAUGGAUAGGCUUCAGCUGCUGCCCUGCUGGACCCUUCGCUACAUUAACCUACACCAGCAAAUUCUAGAGGCCCGUUCCCCACAACUCUUCAGCUUGGCCCAGAUCAGCAUGGACAAAGUGCUCAAAUGCCAGUCUGUGUUAUCACAACACAGAAACCUGGCUAUUCAAUUCCACCUCGAGUGCGUCUACACUAGUCUCACCUACUAUGAGUACCAGCGUGCCAAGGAACACAUCGAGAAGGCUCGGGAGCUUUCGGGGCUCACCAUCAACAUGACUGGUGCCCUUGGCAAACGUACCCGGUUCCAGCAGAACUACUUGGCUCAGCUCAUCCUUGAAGUCAAAAGAAAGCAGGACCAGCCUUGUCAGAUCAAUGAUGAGGAAACUCCCACCCCUACACCUCAGGCUAGUCUUCCCAAGGACUAUAGUCUGGGGGAUGACACACUACUGGAUAAAAUCAAUUUAGCAGAGCCAGAUCAGUACCACUUGCCUGACCUAACUGCUGAAGAACAGGCCGUCAUCCUGGGUAUCUGCACUGACUUCCAGAAGAAUAACCCUGUGCACAAACUAACAGAAGAAGAACUCCUGGCCUUCACGUCUUGUGUUUUGUCCGAACCCAAGUUUUGGCCAGUGCAAGUGUCAGCACUUUGCCUCAGGACGAAACUGGAAAAAGGAAAAUCCCGAUGUGUAGAAAGAGCCAUGAUGCAAACCCAGGCAAUAGUAGACCACUUUGAAGACAAGAGUUGUCCUGUGACGGAGCGCCUCAAAGUCUUUUACUGCUGCCAAGCACCACCCAGAUGGGCUGUCCAGAAACAGCUGGCCAGCCUUCUGAUGGAUCUCGGCUGCAUCAGUUCAGCUGUACUCAUUUAUGAAAGGCUGGAGCUCUGGGAAGAUGCAAUUAUCUGCUACGAGAGACUCGGCCAACACGGAAAGGCCGAGGAGAUUGUGUGCAGGGAGCUGGAGAAGAAGGAGACACCUAGUCUGUACUGUCUACUAGGAGACAUCUUGAGGGAGCAUCAGUAUUACGACCGUGCAUGGGAGCUGUCAGGUCAGCGCAGCGCCAGAGCUAUGCGCUCCAAAGCCCUGCUACACCUCCGCCACAAGGAGUUCCAGCAGUGCGUCAACUGCUUUGAGCAGUCGCUCAAAAUCAACAGCAUGCAGCUCGGUGUGUGGUUUUCUCUUGGUUGUGCCUACUUUGCCCUGGAGGGCUAUGAGGGAGCUGCUAAGGCUUUCCAGAGGUGUGUGGGACUGGAGCCAGACAAUGCAGAAGCAUGGAACAACCUUUCUACAGCUUACAUUCGCCUCCAAAUGAAAAAUAAGGCUUUUCGAACCCUGCAGGAAGCCCUUAAGUGUAAUUACGAACACUGGCAGAUCUGGGAGAACUUCAUUGUUGUUAGCACUGACAUCGGAGAUUUUGCUGAAGCCAUCAAGGCAUACCACCGUCUUAUGGACCUGAGGGAGAACUACAAGGACAUCCAGAUUCUGCAGAUCUUGGUGAAAGCAGUUGUUGAGAACUUGACAGACAGCCAGGGUGAGCAGGCAGGAGCCCUCCAGUCCAAACUGAAGGAGCUCCUAGGUCGGGUCAGUUCUCGCCACAGCAGUGACGCUGAGAUAUGGCGACAGUAUGCCCUGCUGUAUGGUGACGGCCACAGCUCCAACCCAGAAAACGACGACAAGGCACUGCAGUUCCUGUCCAAGGCCCAUCGCUGUGAGGUUCAGGGAGGCGGUUGGGAGAAAGAACCUGCUCUCUUCAAGGAGGUGAUCAAACAAGCUGUCCACAUGGGAGAAGUGGCACUCAGUUGCAGUGUGAAGAAGAGUAAUCCAGCAGAAGCUCUUCAGAUACUCUCCUCUACACGCCUCAGUCUCAGGAGUCUGGCCACCAAAGCCAAGCAAAUCCACACAGACGUGGCCACAGGGAGGAUCCAUGCUGAGCUGCAGGACGGCGUUACUGCUGUGGAGCAAGUCAUCACCGAGCUGCAAGAUCUGAGUGGGAAGCUGCGUAACCAGUCACAGUGACCAUCCAUCUCUAAUAUGCCCCUUUUGUGGCAAAAGAGACAACCUUUGGUUCUCAGGGGUCCUCAGUAAGACUGAGUAAUAAAGACCCAAACCAGCUCUACACCUGCAUUUAUCAUCACAGUGUAUUACUGAACCUGUUAAAUAAAGCAAGCCAAAGGACUGAAUUUGUAAUCCUAUUUUCAUACCUUUAUGUCCACUUUGAAAUGUAAACACUCACUGGGUGGCAUCUUAAAAUACAGUGUUAAAAAUUUGAA